CAUUUAAACACGCUGGGUGUUCGUGUUUAUGAACUUCCAUAUGAUGUUGACAAACUACAGUUCUCUUUUUUUACCGUCUGGAUCCCUGUCCUUCAGUCCUACUUUCUAUCUACUUCGCUAUCUAGCUGAAUAUUUACUCCGAACAGCGACAUGUUCCUAAAGAUUAACUGGCACGCAUGCAGAGUGUCACUGAGGAAUGGCGUGGAGUUCCUCUGGUCCUCGUACUCUAUUCCAACUCCACAGACCGCUAAACAAGUCUUCACCCUCCUGCUCCUCUGUUUGGUCAUCUCCACAAGCACUGGUGCUCUACUCUUCCACUGGCUAAGUGGGCUCUUAAGGUACCACCCCCAGACUGCGGGCAUCGCCGCAGGCAUCUACACUAUAGCUAUCUUGCUCUUCACAUUCCUCGUACAUCCUUUUCGGUGUGCAUUCACACUGAUGUUUCCAACGCUGGGCACCCAACAGGGACGCAAACUUGUUCUCUCAGGGUGCGUGGUGAUUGUGCUGAUUUAUGUUCUUCCGAACAUUGGCACUAACAUAGUUGAACUUGCACACCUCAUGAAGUGCACAUCAGAGAACGUCGCUCACAGCGUCCUCGAUUUAUCGGAAUUCUGUAACAUCAUAAAGAGGGAUAUCAUUUCUAAAGUUAAAAAUAUUAAAGACUCAUUUUUUGUACAAUUUGUGGAGCAGAUAACUAGUUUUAAUCACCAUACAGAUAUUGAUGUGAGUGGUCUAAAAGAAAAUCUGAAAAAUUUAAGCAAACAUGUAGGGCAGGAUUUUUCCAAAGCCAUACAUCAACUAGACGAACUGAAGCUCCUUUCAAGCAGAAUAUUGGCUGCUGGUUUGGUGAUUUACCUUUUCAUGGAUUCAUCCAUUUACCUGAAGUCAUACCUGACAUCUGUAAGAUUUGAUAACGUCUACAUUACAGGACUGCUAAAAAAAAACGCAGACAGUAGAGGCAUCAAAGUGGAGGCAAAGGAUGUGAAAAAUGGAGUGAACGUCACCAGUUUCAGACUGUCAAAAAAAGAGCUCCUUAAGUGUUUACUUCCCAUUCUCAUGAUCACACUGUAUCUGUUGAUGACGAUCAUGCUUCUAGUUCUUGACUAUAUAGUGCAUUAUGCUGUGGAAACAGGCGGGCCUUGGCUUUUGGACAUUCCACCUACUGACAUUUCCAUGAACAUCCAUUUUAAGGUUGAUUAUAAGGAUAAUUUCCUUGAUAUAAUUGACUUUAAACAAUGUAGUCAUACGAAAAUCGUAAACUUCUUCAGGAUGUAUAACGCCACCAUUAGCUCUGAUGUGACUCAGUGCAAGACCAGGCCAAGCAAGCUGAAUGUAGGAGUGAUACUUUUACUGCUCCUACUCUACUUCCUCAGCUUCUGUCUCACUUUCCUGGAGGUCUACGCUCGACGCCUUCGCAGAAAAGUGGCCUCAUCUUUCUUCCAGGUGCAGGAAAAGAAAAGAAUCACAUUUCUUAUGGAUCAAAUUAUGUCCAAGAAGAAGAAAAUGCAGGCCAAACAAGCUAAACUUGAAAGUAGUGAGAGCAGGCAGUUGGGAAAUGAUAAGAGAAUAUUAAAGUUUUUACCACUUGGUAGAUUAUAUGCAUGUUUUCCUGCAAGAAAAGGCAAGGUGGUCAAGCACACUGAGGAAAACCAGAAGAUAGAUCUCUGACUGUACUGAGUGAAAAUGGCAAGCUGGCCUCAUUUUAUUUUAACAUUUGACUGCAAAUUAUGUUAUGCUGACUUUUAUUUUAAGAGUGGCACAGAGAUGCAGAGGGCAUUUCCAGGGUUUUAAUUUCUACUUGAUCCUGAGCUCAGGUUGCUUUCUGUGCAGUAUCUGUGUGGUUCUUCCAGUCUCCUUCCAGCUCCCAAAAAGGUGCUAGUAGGUGUAUUGCCUUCUCUAGAUUCCCCCAUGGUGUAAAAUAGUAUUUGAACGAGUGUGUACAGGGUGCUAUGCAAUGACCUGGUGUCCCAUCCAGUGUGUAUUCCCCCUUUCUGGAACAGUUAAUACAAUCUAAUUUCAUCUAAUGAUAUCCAUCCAUAAAUAUAUCCAUUUUUGUACCACUUAAGCCUGGAGCCUAUCCCAGGGGACUAUCGACACCAGGCAGGGGACACCCUGACCAACCCAUCACAUGGGCACAAACACACACUAGAGACAAUUUAGAGAUGCCAAUCAGCCUAAAAUACAUGUCUUUAGACUGGAUGAGGAAGCACAGGAAGACUGUGAACUCCACUCACACAGGACAGAGGCAGGAAUCAAACUCCCAUCCAUACAGAUGCACGGAAAACAUACCAACCUCUAAGUGCCUGUCAGUUACAUUAUUAUUAAUAUCAGUGAUGUUAUUAGAAGCACUGAUAUUAAUAAUAAAUAAUAAUUUAUUAAUUAAUUAUUUUAAUAAUUAAUAUUAAUGAUAAUGAUAUUUAUAUAUUGUAUGUCUUACUUUUAAUGAUUAUUACGAACAGUUGGAUAUUAAGAAUUGUUACACAUAAUAUUCUGAGUCCUAUAAUUUCCACAUCUCUGUAGAACAAGGCAAGGAUGGUAAGUCUCUAAAUGUCCACUUGAUGUCAGUAGCCUAACAUGUUUAAAUCCGUUUGGCUGUGCACGAAUAAAGGUGUCUAGCACUUAAAGUAUCAAGGAAAUAUAAGUAUAUAUAAGUAAAUAAAAGUGUUCUUUUUUGUGUGUGAUUGUGUUUAUACAUAUAAUUAUACAUGUAGACAUAUACAUUCUGUAUAUGUGUAGAAGACCUGCAGUGGCUUAUUAGGAUUUUCAGGAGAUAAAAUUCUUGUUAUUACUAAAUAAUAAGGAAACUACUUUUUCAGUGUUAAUCAUAUAGAUACAGUAUUUGUGUCUGGCUGAUAGAACAGAAAUCAACAAUGCUGCUUUGAUUAAAUCAGGUUGUACAGUGCAAUAAAAUCUCAGCUCUCUCUUAUUUAGCACAGACCCUAUACCUCAUUGUUCAUCAUGUUUUAUAAAAUAAAAUCUCAGACUGCUGAUUACUGUCAUUAUGCAACAGUGAAAGAGAACCAAGCCGUAUGCAAAGAACUGUACCUGUUCACAAGCUGCCGAAUAAAAGGAUCAGAGAAAACAGGAUAUUAAUGAGAAGAUAAUCAUGCCUUUUUACUGGUCAUUCGGGUAAUUAGGAAGAUGGUUUCAAUUACUUUUGAAAGUAGUAGAGGUCACAUGGCAGAUGUCUGUUGAGAUAAUGGUUUAGUCUGGAGCAGGGGCAUUUUA
Messenger RNA from Hemibagrus wyckioides, 3228 nucleotides. RefSeq names its product osteoclast stimulatory transmembrane protein (gene ocstamp). The coding region runs from base 151 to 1668 and encodes 505 amino acids. The transcript is spliced from 3 exons. The record is from RefSeq and is a predicted model, not a curated record. Gene Ontology annotation, cellular component: membrane. Lineage: Eukaryota; Metazoa; Chordata; Actinopteri; Siluriformes; Bagridae.